This is a messenger RNA of Phragmites australis (common reed), 969 nucleotides long. Its product is annotated as succinate dehydrogenase subunit 4, mitochondrial-like. Bases 84 to 716 code for a protein of 210 amino acids. Gene Ontology annotation, cellular component: mitochondrial inner membrane. The record is from RefSeq and is a predicted model, not a curated record. Gene Ontology annotation, biological process: tricarboxylic acid cycle; mitochondrial electron transport, succinate to ubiquinone. The transcript is spliced from 3 exons. Lineage: Eukaryota; Viridiplantae; Streptophyta; Magnoliopsida; Poales; Poaceae.
CGCUCUCUACUCGACUCUCAUCUGCCUCCCGUCGACCACCUUCUUUCCUCUUCUCGCUCCAGAUUUCUCAAGAGAGAGAGAGAAUGGCGUCGCGAUUCUUGACCCGAUCCAAAACCCUAGCGCACGCCCUCUCGCGCGCCGACGCGAUCGCGUCGCCGCCGCUCGCCGGCGCCCGGUGGCUCCGCGCGCUCUCCACUCUCCCCGGGGACCCGGCCGCCGCCGCCCCGUCGCCGCGGCAACCGUCGGUCCGCUCCCCUCUCGACCUCUCCAAGAUUCUAGGGUAUGAGCGAACAUCACAACUCAGUGGCACGCAAGUAUUGCCUCGUUGGUUUUCUACUGGAGCAUCUAAUGGAUCUUCUGUGCAGCAGGUGCGGGAAGGCGCCUCCACAAAGGUGACAGCAUUCAGCCCAUUAGAAGCAACUGUUGCAAAACCCAGAAGCAGUCCAUUGACAAGUGAGAGCUUGAAAGUGAGUCGAUCUGAGUUGGCAACGAAAGUUUCAUUUUACAUGAUCCCGACUCUGCUUCUUGUGUCAAGGAAUAGUAUCAGCACUUCUCUUCUGGUCAUGUCAGUAUUCCAUCAAAUCUACAUGUUCCACAAGGAAAUCUUUCUGGACUAUGUCCACCAUGACAUUACCAGGAAGUGGGCUUUGAUAUACUUCAAGAUUCUCCUGCUGAUCAUGGCUAAGGACACUGUGGUCUACUUCGAUUUAUUUUAAGUCCGGUAUGGUAGUUUCUCCCGAGAUACAUUAGACACACAGCCAUGCACUGAAAUAAUGAAGAUAGACAAAUAGCCAGCUUCUGGUUCUUCUGUUAUUGAAUAUGAAGUUGCUGUUUUUUUGUGCUCAUUGAUUAGUGGCCAACCAAAACUGUGUGUUUCUUCAAGCAAUUUUCACUUGCCCUUAAAUGAUGAAGACAGGUUUGUCCUCGUUUUGUAAUAAUGGUAAAUAUCAACUAUGUGAUUUCUGUUCA